Messenger RNA from Megalops cyprinoides (Indo-Pacific tarpon), 1716 nucleotides. Its product is annotated as alpha-1,6-mannosyl-glycoprotein 2-beta-N-acetylglucosaminyltransferase-like. Gene Ontology annotation, cellular component: Golgi stack; Golgi membrane. The record is from RefSeq and is a predicted model, not a curated record. The transcript has 2 exons. Gene Ontology annotation, molecular function: alpha-1,6-mannosylglycoprotein 2-beta-N-acetylglucosaminyltransferase activity. The coding region runs from base 409 to 1710 and encodes 433 amino acids. Gene Ontology annotation, biological process: oligosaccharide biosynthetic process; protein N-linked glycosylation. Lineage: Eukaryota; Metazoa; Chordata; Actinopteri; Elopiformes; Megalopidae.
UCAGCCAUGGUCCAGGAUGUUAACAGAAGUGUCUCUUCUCACAUGCUUUGUUGACGUACUGCGUACUGACGUACAAAUGACGAGUCAUUAGGUCCGCAUAGCAGGUCCUAGCAGGCGCUACACACGGCUUGGUUCAAUCGAGGAGGUCUCUGGGAUGCAAGCUGCAGAUCCGCUGUGGUCAGGUGCACGCUGUGCUCCUUGGGGCACAGUCCGAUUGGCAGGCUUUCUGAGGGGGCCUUUAUUCACAGAACAUCACGACUCGAUGGCAAAGGAGAGACACGGAUAGCAGGCACAGGCUAGUAUUUUUUUGUAAAGAGGACCUUUCUACAAAAGUGGCACAGCAGAUCUUUUGGAUAGUAAUCCUGCUGGUUUUUUAGUACAUGGAUUCUCUCUGCAUCACUGCCUGAAAUGAGGUUCCGUAUCUACAAAAGGAAGGUGGUUAUACUGACCCUGGUGAUGCUGGUUUGUGGCUUUGCAUUCUGGGGUGCUAGCAAGCAGAAGAAGGGUGAGAUGUUCCCCAAGGAGGGGGCCAUAGCGAGGGGCAGCCAGGCGCUAAUAACCCCCGCCAGCCGGAGGCCGAUCAACGAAACGAAGCUGGAGCCAGCAGCAAAAGCCGAGGUGGACAACCUGACUUUGGUGCUGAGGGGCAUCGUGUUCCAGCUGAACUUUGACCAGACCAUCAGGAACGAGGAGCGGUUCAAGUUGCGCCCCAAGGAUGACCUGGUAGUGGUGGUGCAAGUUCACAAUAGACUCGAUUACCUGAAGCUGCUGAUAGAGUCUCUCAAGAAGGCAAGAGGCAUUGAGAAUGUGCUGCUUAUAUUCAGCCAUGACUACUGGUCGCCAGAGAUCAACCAGGUGGUAACCUCCAUCAACUUCUGCCAAGUUCUCCAGAUUUUCUUCCCCUUCAGCAUCCAGCUUUACCCUCAAGAGUUCCCAGGGAAUGAUCCAAAAGACUGCCCCAGAGAUAUUCCCAAGAAGGAUGCCUUAAAGUUGGGCUGCAACAAUGCAGAAUACCCUGACUCAUUUGGCCAUUACCGAGAGGCCAAGUUCUCCCAGACCAAGCACCACUGGUGGUGGAAGCUGCACUUUGUCUGGGAGAGGGUCAAGGUCUUAAAGGACCACAACGGGCUGGUUCUGUUGCUCGAGGAGGACCACUUCCUGGCGCCGGACUUCUACCACCUCCUUAAGAAGAUGUCCGCCCUGAAGAGGGAGCAGUGUCCAGACUGUGACCUCCUAUGCCUGGGAUCGUACGGGCACACCAGCCACGCCGCCAAGGCGAACAAAGUGGAGGUGAGGGCCUGGAAGUCCACAGAGCACAACAUGGGCAUGGCCCUGGGUAGGGAGACCUACCGGAGGCUCAUCCAGUGCACGGACACUUUCUGCACCUAUGACGACUACAACUGGGACUGGUCACUGCAGCACCUCACCGUCGCCUGUCUGCCCACCUUCUGGAAGGUGAUGGUGAGCGAGGCGCCCCGUGUCUUCCAUGCCGGGGACUGUGGGAUGCACCAUAACAGGCCCUGCCUGCCAGCGGGCCAGAAGGCCAAGAUCGAGAGCAUCAUCCUGAGCAGCAGCAACCAGCUGUUCCCAAAGAGCCUGCUGAUCACCAAGAGACUGCCUGCUGUCGGGGUGCCGCCCCACGUCAAGAACGGAGGCUGGGGGGACAUCAGGGACCACGAACUCUGCAAAAGCUACCGCAAGUUACAGUGACUGCCU